AUGCCGCGCUGCGACGACGCCCGCCGCGGCCGCAGCGCCAGCCUGUCCGCCGACCUGCGCCCGCCCCCGCGCGCCGCCCGCGCCAGCCUGUCAUCCGCACCGCCGCUCGUCAACCCGCCGCCGCAGUUCGUCGCCGCUACGGCUGCCCGCCAGCUCAUUGCCGCCGAUGAGCGCCAGACCGCCCGUCCGCAUCCCAGCCGCCGCUCGCUGCCCGCCGUCGACAUCUCCGUGGCGGCCCUGGCCCUGCUCAAUGGCUUCCUCGACAGCCUGCUCUUCAACGUCCUGCUGGCCGCCCGGUCCACCCGCCUGCGCGCCUUACGCCCGGCCGUCGCCGACGUGCUGAAGCCCCGUCUGGCUCGCGACGUCGUCGCCGCGGCUGACGACGAGCUCGCUGAGUAUCUGGGCCUGGGGGACGACGACGACGACCUCGACGACAACUACGACUGCGACUACGACUACGAUGACAACCGCCGCCCUGACGCCCGUGCCGCCGGCCACUUCGAGCUCGAGCGCUCGUGGAAGCUGACCCGUCUCAAGUGCAUGGUGUACUCGCGCCUGGGUGACAUGGAGGAGGAGGACGAGGACGACCACCUGCUGCGCGAGGGCCUGGACGAGACCGCCGUCACUGCCCACCGCCCCGGCCGCUUCGCCCGCUCCGUCGGUCACAUCACGCCCGCCGCUGCCAUCUUCCUCACCUCUAUCCUGGAGUAUCUCGCCGAGAACGCGCUGGUCAUCAUCGCCGACAACGCCCGCGCCCGCCUGGCCGUGCAUGACAAAGACGACGACGAUCUUGACCGUGAGGAUGAAGACGACGACGAGGCCGUCCCGCCGCCGCCGCCGCUGAUCAUGGAGGACGUCGACGUCGAGAAGAUCGGCCUCAAUCCCACCCUGGGCCGGCUCUGGCGCACCUGGCGCAAGAACGCCCGUCCGCCCGCCAUCGCCCGCACGCUGUCCCGCGAGUCGCUGCUGCGCUUCACCCGCAAGUCCACCAGCCGCCAGAGCAGCAUCGCCACCGUCGAGACCCUCGACGAGAUGCUGCAACCGCCGCCGCCGCCCCCCUUUUCGCUCUCGCGCCGCGUCAUCUCGCACGCCCCUGUGUCCGAGGACGCCGAGCCCAUCGACCCCGCCGACGUCCCACUACCGGGCUCGGACCGCGAUGUCGAGGAGCUCGAGUCGCCGCGCGUGAAGGAGCAGGACGAGGAGGACGAGGAUGCGGACGAGGCGCAGCCGCCCGCCGUGGCCACCACCGCCCGCUCGUUCCGCUCGCGCAGCCUGUUUCUGGGGAACCUGCUGGACGUCGUGCCCGCGUCGGCCGUGGUCGCGCCCGCGCCCCGGUCGGCCUCUGAGCUCGAGUUCCGCGCCGCCCAUGCCCGCUCGCACUCGGUGCCCGUGACCAUGUCGCGCGCCACCGCCGUCACCUUCAGCAAGGCCCCCGAGCCCAUCGUCGUGCGCUCCAAGAAGGAGAAGGAGAAGGAGAAGGACAAGGACGGGGACCGCGAGCCGCUGGCGCCCAUGCGCGAGGACAUUGAGCUUGCAGAGCAGCAGCAGCAGCAGCCGCCGCCCCUGAGACGGACUGUUAGCGUUCGCCAGCCAGUGCUUGUGACCCGGCUGGACUCGCCCGAGCCAGGGCCGUAUGUCGACGCGCGAGAAGAGCCCUCGAGCCCCGUGUCGUCGAUCCACUCAGGCACCAUUGGCGUGGCCCUGGGCCAUCCGCACUCUCCGCUAUCGCCUGUGUCGCGCCUGGACAGCCACCUGUCCGACGACAGCCUGGACGACCACCACCACGAGACCAACCCCCGAGCACCCGCCGACGUGUUCGACGCCGACCAGCUGAUCCCUCUCAACAGCCAGCCCUCGGGCCUACUGGCGGUCGCGCCCGCCACCCACGGCCUGGCCGUCGGCAUCUACCCACAUGCGCCCGUCCCCAUCCCCGAGCGCUCGCCGCAGCGGCUCUACAGCCAGGACCCGCCGUCGCCGCUGCUUGAAGACGACGAAGACGAAGAAGACGAGCCCGAUACUAUCGUUGAGACCGCGUUUGUAUCGGCGAGACUCUCACAGCCGCCCGCGCUCACGCCGCUGCGCGAACUCGUAGCUUUCGCGGACGGCACGCCCAACAGCAGCCGGAGCAACAUCAGCAAUAGUAACACCAACAACAACAAUAGCAACCCCUCGCCGUCUCGCGUGGUGUCGUCGCGCGCCGCCAGCAGCAGCCCGUUCGGCGUGGCCAAGCACCACUCGACGUCCGCCGAGACCGGCAAGCCCAACAACGUCUCCCCAUCCAAGCGCACCGCGCACCACGUCGGCGGCUCGCUGCCGCAGCGCACGGGAAGCCUGCGCAGCGUGUCGCCGGGCGGCCGCGAGCGCGCGGGCGUGCAGCGCGUGUCUCCGCCGCCGCCGCCGCCGCCGCCAUCGAACAAGUCGCCCAGCGGCACGCACCGGUCGCGGCGCUCGGAGAGCGGCAGCAGCAACAGCAACAGCAAUAGCGGUGGCGGCGGCCACUACUACAGCUCCGAGGGUGGGCGCCGGCCGAUCACGGCUAGUUCGGGCAGCUCGCAGGUUUCGAAUAAAUUGAAAGGCUUGGUGGUAGGACGGCCGACGAUCGUGACCGCGGGAGCGGGGACGACGACGACGACCUCGACGUUUGUGCCGGAGAGUAGUAGUGGUAGUGGAAGUGCGCUGUUGAAGGGCGAUGGUGGAUCGGAUCUGGAUCAGUUGAUUGAGAGUGAUGAGACGCUGCAUUAUACGCUGACGCCGAAGACGAUGAGGGAGAUUGAGGACCCUGAGUCUCCGCGAUGGGCGUCUGUUCGCAACGCCGCCAUGGCUGAGGGAGAUGCGGCGGGCAGCGGCGAGCCGACUGUGCGGUCGCCCACGCUCUCCAGCGAUGCCAACGGCCUGCGAGUCUCGACGACGACGACACCCGUUUCGCGCUUCCCACCGCGACUCCCCGCCGUGCCGCAGGCCCGCGAAGCAAAGACGGACAUGGACUCCGUGCGCGAGUUCGCUGACUUCAUCAAGCACACCGGCCCCGAGCCCGGCCGCUCGUCGCCCUCGUCGAGAUUGUACACACCCAUUGUUACCACGCCCGCGCCCGCACCGCUGCUGCAGCACCCGCAGCCCCGGUUCGCGCAGAGCCUGGGCUCGAUUGCGUCGUCGCCCGCGGGCUCGCGCGCCCAGAGCGCCAUGUCCAGCCGGACGGCGGCGACGGCGUCCAAAGCCAACAACAACAAUCGGCCGCGGCUCGAGGCCCGGUCGGCCGUCGCGCCCAAGGACAGCCAGACGUCGGACCUGAUCGACUUCAUCCGCGAGGGCCCGCCGCGCGCGGGCGGGCAGCACCGCAUCCCGCGCACCGUCGCGCCGUUCCGCUCCACCAUGGACUCGGACGAGUUCCACUGCCUGAGCCCGAUCCGGGUGGACAAGGACGGCGGGUUUGCGCCCAGCGCGACCACCAGUGUCAGCAUGCUCGACGCCGGCUCGACCGUGACCAGGUCGUGCAAUUCGUUUAAUUCCCGCACCGGCUUGCUGGACGCCACGCCGCCCGCGCUUCAGGGCGGUAGCAACGGCGGCGGCGGCACGAUGUGGAGUAUCAAGCCGCAGCCGCCGCUCGGCUCGGUGCUCGACUCGCCGCCCCAGGACCGCAUGGGCAUGCCCGUCCGCACGCGGCGCAAGGCGCGCGAUCCGUACGCCAUUGAUUCCGACAGCGAGGACGAGCACGACCUGCUGUCCCGCGGCUCGCGCAAGCAGCCAGCCCCCACGCGCCACGAAGAGAGCCUGGUCGACUUCCUGCGCAGCGUGACGCCGCCGCCCAGCAACGAUGCGCCGCCGCAGCUGCUCUCGGUCAACAUGCACGUCGUGCACAACCUCACGCCGCCGCCGCAGCCCAAGCCCAAGUCCAUGAAGUCGCGCCUCAUGCGUACCGCCUCCACCGACAAGUAUCCGCACCCACACCCCGCGCACGCUGUCUCCUCCCACCCACCCAGCAGAUCCGGCCUGCGCCCCCAGAAAUCCUUCCCCGCCAACCCCUCCGCCCUCACUGCUGCUGCCGCUCCAGCGCCACCCCCGAUCCCCGCCUACCGCCAGCAACAGCAACACCCGCGCCGCCAGAGCUCCGUGCCCAACGCCGCGUACCCGCACGGCGGGUACAACGUGAUUCCGCGCGCGGCCGACGAGAUGCGACUCACGGCGCACCAGGGCCGGGCGCACGAGACCGGCACGGCCGCGUUGGCGGAUUUCUUCCGCAAUACGGCGCCGCCCGGGUCCGUGCAGACGAUGCCGCCGUCGCGCCCGCAGCAGCAGCAGGCGUCGAAGAGUGGGUUUGGGUUUUCGAGGGUGUUUUUGAGGAGGAAGAAGCAGGUGGUGUAA
Molecule: messenger RNA, 4359 nt
Organism: Ophidiomyces ophidiicola
Lineage: Eukaryota; Fungi; Ascomycota; Eurotiomycetes; Onygenales; Onygenaceae
Exons: 2
Coding region: 1-4359 (1452 amino acids)
Source: RefSeq, a predicted model, not a curated record